Ostreococcus lucimarinus CCE9901 is the source of this 345-nucleotide messenger RNA. RefSeq lists its product with no specific name. NCBI's taxonomy places the organism in Eukaryota, Viridiplantae, Chlorophyta, Mamiellophyceae, Mamiellales, Bathycoccaceae. The coding region runs from base 169 to 345 and encodes 58 amino acids. The record is from RefSeq and is a predicted model, not a curated record. The transcript has a single exon.
UCUACCACGCUGGUCGUGCGACUGACGCACUGCAACUGUUUUUCAGCCGACCCGCGAAGUGCGAUAAAACUCGCACCGCCGGACGGCCAUAUCCAAACACUGGAGGUGUUUGAGGAAACACACUGACGCUCAGGCAGGCAUACUCUUGACCGAAGUCUCGAGUGCAAUAUGCGUUCAAAGAUUCGAUGGUUCACGGAUAGUGCAAAUCACACUACGUAUCGCAUUUCGCUGCGUUCUUCAUCGUUGCGAGAGCCAAGACAUCCAUUGUUGAGAGUUGUUACGGUUAUACAACGGCAGUGUGUACACACGAGCGCGCUGCAAGACUGCUUCUACUCUGGUUUAUAG